GGGCUCUUUUCAGACCACAUCCCUUAGGGAAACAGUUUGUAUGUUUCUGGUUUUUCUCUUCUGUAGUGUACUCUGGUCCAGACAUGUGUGGCUUCAGACUCAUCAUUCCAACUGAGCUGCUUCUUUUCUACCUCCUGCUGCACCCUCUAGAUGCUAUUUUAUAUGGAAACCAGACAAAUAUACUGAUGCACUAUCCUUCAUCCUUGGAAUCCUAUACACCAUCCUCAGAUUCCUCAUCCUGCCAGACCCUGCUCCCAAAGUCCCUGCCUGGCUUCACCCAAAUGGCCGCUCUCCCCAAGUUCCUGGUAGGCCUGCCACUGAUGAUUGCCCUGAAGGAAGCUGGCUGCCAUGCUGAUGUACGGACCCUGCAACUUCAGCUCUACCGCCAGGGUGGUGUAAAUGCUACACAGAUCCUCAUCCAAUAUCUUCAAGGGCUGGAGAAAGGCAGAAGCACAGGGAGAGGGGUGUCAGUGGAUACCCUAGUCUCUGCUCUGCAGCUGAUGGCCAAGGAGCAGCCAGGCCCAGAGAGGGCCCGACGCUCUCUCCCCAGCAAGGACUGUGAGUAUGAGCAGGAGCAGGGUGUACACAAUAUAGCCCAGUUGUUGCCAGGAGUGGAAACCUACUACAACCUGGGCACAGCUUUGUAUUAUGCUGCUCAGAACUGCUUGGAAAAGGCCAAGGAACGAGGCCAAGAUGGGGUCAUAGACCUGGGUUAUGACCUUCUAAUGGCCAUGACUGGACUGUCAGGGGGGCCCAUGGGACUAGCAAUCAGUGCUGCACUUAAACCUGCAAUGAAGGCUGGGGUUCAACGGUUGAUACAGUAUUACAAUGAGAAAGAGGCCAACACCCCUCCACCAGAGACCAGCAAAGAGGGCUUGGGCAGUACUUCAGAUGUGAAUGACAUGGCAGAAAUAACUACCAUGGCCCCUUUGGUGUCGGAAGUAGUAAAUUCAGCUCCUUACUGGGGGUGGCCCUUAUUUGAGAGCUAUGACUUAAAUCCUGGGAAUGAGAAUUUGGGGAUAUAAAAAGUGGUAAAUGCAGAAUGAAUAAAUCUAAUAUUCUGACAAACUGUAUGUGUGUUUUCAAAAUCCAAAUCUCUAAUGUGUUAUCAGGAGGAAGGCAGUGCUGUAAAAUGUGGGAACUUUAAAGUUUGGGAUUUGGAGUCGGGUUUGGUUUUAAAUCUAGGCUCCACUUGUUAGAGCCUCAGUGAUCACUGACUAGUAAUUUAACUUCUUUCUCCAAGCUUAGUUUUUAAAAUUUCUGAAGUGGGGAUAAUGAUUUUCACCUCAAUGUGUUUUGUGGACAUUAAA
This is a messenger RNA of Pteropus alecto (black flying fox), 1310 nucleotides long. RefSeq names its product apolipoprotein F (gene APOF). NCBI's taxonomy places the organism in Eukaryota, Metazoa, Chordata, Mammalia, Chiroptera, Pteropodidae. The transcript has a single exon. Bases 84 to 1025 code for a protein of 313 amino acids. Gene Ontology annotation, biological process: cholesterol metabolic process. The record is from RefSeq and is a predicted model, not a curated record.